Molecule: messenger RNA, 1134 nt
Organism: Penicillium alfredii
Lineage: Eukaryota; Fungi; Ascomycota; Eurotiomycetes; Eurotiales; Aspergillaceae
Gene: erg6
Product: sterol 24-C-methyltransferase
Exons: 3
Coding region: 1-1134 (377 amino acids)
Biological process (GO): ergosterol biosynthetic process
Cellular component (GO): endoplasmic reticulum
Molecular function (GO): sterol 24-C-methyltransferase activity
Source: RefSeq, a predicted model, not a curated record
AUGGCCCCCUCCGCUUUAGAACGCGAGGAUAUCGCGCGCGAUGCCGCAUUCAACAAGGCCCUGCACGGCAAGUCUGCCAAUGCCCAGGGUGGGUUGGCUGCUAUGCGUGGCAAGGACGCUGCCGCGCAGAAGGCCGCCGUGGACGAGUACUUCAAGCACUGGGACAACAAGGCUGCUGGAGACGAGACCGACGCUAUUCGCGAGGCUCGCCGAAAGGAAUAUGCCACUUUGACCCGGCAUUACUAUAACCUGGCCACCGACUUCUACGAGUACGGAUGGAGCUCUUCGUUCCACUUCUGCCGCUUUGCCUACGGAGAACCCUUCCUGCAGGCUAUCGCCCGCCAUGAGCACUACCUGGCUCUUCAGACCGGCCUCAAGGAGGGUAUGAAGGUGUUGGAUGUCGGCUGUGGUGUUGGCGGUCCUGCGCGCGAAAUGGUCAAGUUCACCGGUGCGCACGUUACCGGCCUCAACAACAACGACUAUCAGAUCGACCGUGCCACCCACUAUGCGGAGAAGCAGGGACUUUCAGACAAGAUGGCUUUCGUCAAGGGUGAUUUCAUGCAAAUGAAGUUCCCGGACAACAGCUUCGAUGCCGUGUACGCCAUUGAGGCUACCGUGCACGCGCCUGAGCUCGUGGGCGUGUACAAGGAGAUCUUCCGUGUACUCAAGCCCGGUGGUGUGUUCGGUGUCUACGAGUGGCUGAUGACCGACGAAUACGACAACGACAACGCCGACCACCGUCGCAUCCGUCUCGGUAUCGAGCAGGGUGACGGUAUCUCAAACAUGGUGCGCAUCGGCGAGGGUCUGGAGGCUUUCCAGAACGCUGGCUUCCAGAUGAUUCACCACGAGGAUCUGGCUGCCCGCCCGGACCCCGUUCCCUGGUACUACCCGCUGGCCGGUUCCUUCAAACACAUGGGUUCUGUCUGGGACUUCUUUACCAUUGCCCGCAUGACCUGGUGGGGCCGUGGCCUCGCCCACCGCUUCGUCGGCGCCGGUGAGACCAUCGGUCUUUUCCCGAAGGGCUCCCAGAAGACUGCCGACAGCCUGGCCCUGGCUGCCGACUGUCUGGUUGAGGGUGCCCAGAAGAAUCUGUUCACCCCGAUGUACCUCAUGGUCGGCCGCAAGCCCGAGUAA